Molecule: messenger RNA, 2374 nt
Organism: Pelmatolapia mariae (spotted tilapia)
Lineage: Eukaryota; Metazoa; Chordata; Actinopteri; Cichliformes; Cichlidae
Product: NLR family CARD domain-containing protein 3-like
Exons: 8
Coding region: 1138-2292 (384 amino acids)
Biological process (GO): intracellular signal transduction
Molecular function (GO): protein binding
Source: RefSeq, a predicted model, not a curated record
UUUACUUUCACUUUAUGACUUUGUGGAGCUGCAGAUGAUUGUCUCCGUGUAGAGGUUUCUAUGCUUCAGCUGACUCUGUGAUGGCGCUGUGUGAGAACACAGAGGAGCUUCCUUCUUCCUCUAAAGCCACUCUGUGUGGAGACGAGACCAUCACCAAAACUCAGAGCCCAGAGAAGCAGCACAGACCCCACACUGCCCACCGUGAACCUGAACCCGUACCCAGCUGUGUGUCCAUGAGGAGCAGCAGGUCAAAUGAGCGAUAUAUUUUUUUCAAACAAGGAGCACAGGAAACAAAGUUACAACAGAUACCAGCGUCUACUGAACCUGAACCUCAGCUUCAGCCCAGCUUUUCACCCACAUUGUGCGAUGAAUCUGUUCUUCAUAACUCCAGCGAUGAACUCGACUCUGUUAACAAGACGUAAAUACUUCAGGGUGAUGAUGAAAACUGAAUGCUAUAGCAUUCAUCUUAGUGAAACGUGGAAGUUUCCAGUAUAACCAGUCAGAGAACCUAAAGAGGACCAAUAGGAGGUUGUAGAUUACUUGCUCCAGAGAACUUCAGAAGUGUACAGUGAAGGAGGGGGAGUUAGUGCAACCUGUUAGGACUAGACCCAAACCUGCAGAGUAAGUUGUUAACUUUCGGAGGGUUCAGCAUCACUCACAGCUCACAGUCACUCACGUUCACUGUUUGAAGCCAAAUGUUACUAGAUGGACCUCUGCCUUGUGGGAGCUAAUUUUUCACAUUUCUUCCAGAUUUGAUGAGGAGAGUUCAAAGGUUCCAAGUGAUCAGUCUGCCCAGCAGCAUCAAUCAUGUCUGGACUCAAUCUUUAUGCUGUUGGAGGACAACAUUAUCACUUUUGUGAAAAAUGAGCUGAAGAAGAUCCAGAAGAUUUUGUGUCCUGAUAACUUAGAGAGUCAGAUGGAGGAAGAGACACUGCUGGGGGGUGAGGGUGAAGAACACAGGAACAGAGAGGCAUUGGUGAAGCUCACCCUGCAUUUCCUAAGGAAAAUGAAACAGAACGAGUUGGCCGACCGUCUGCAAAACAAACUUUUUGCUCCACAAUGUCAACGUAAACUUAAAAGUAAUCUGAAAAAGAAGUUCCAGCCACCCACAUCAAGAAAUCGCGAAGCCUACAUAUCAUGUGCCACAUCCCAGUCUUCUGCUGGAUCACUGCUACAGUUCUGGAGGAUAUGUUGAAGCCUAGAGAGGGAGCAGAGUUGCCCAAGACUCUGACUGAGAUGUACAUCCAUUUCCUGGUGGUUCAAUCCAAAGUGAAGAAAGUCAAGUAUGAUCGUGGUGUUGAGACUGAUUCACACUGGAAUUCAGAAAGCAGGAAGAUGAUUAAAUCACUGGGAAAACUGGCUUUUGACCAGCUAGAGAAAGGAAACCUGAUCUUUUAUGAAUCAGACCUGACAGAGUGCGGCAUCGAUAUCAGAGCAGCCUCAGUGUACUCAGGAGUGUUCACACAGAUCUUUAAAGAGGAGGGCAGACUGUACCAGGACACGGUGUUCUGCUUCAUCCAUCUGAGCGUUCAGGAGUUUCUGGCUGCUCUUCAUGUCCAUCUGACCUUCAUCAACUCUGGAGUCAGCGUGCUACCAGUGGAACAAACAGCAUCUCAGACAUCUGAAACACCUAAAAAUAAGAUCGUAAAGACAGACUUCUACCAACUUGCUGUGGACAAAGCUUUACAGAGUCCAAAUGGACAUCUGGACUUGUUCCUCCGCUUCCUCCUGGGUCUUUCAUUGCAGACAAAUCAGGAUCUUUUAAAAGGCCUGCAGACAAAAACAGAAAGCAGUUCAGAAACCAACCAGGAAACAGUCCAGUACAUUAAGAUGAAGAUAAGUGAGAGUCUGUCUGCAGAGAAAAGCAUCAAUCUGUUCCACUGUCUGAAUGAAAUGAAUGAUCGUUCCCUAGUGGAGGAGAUUCAACAGUCCCUGAGUUCAAGAAGCCUCUCUGUGGAUAAACUGUCUCCUGUCCAGUGGUCAGCUCUGGCUUUCAUCUUACUGUCAGCAGAAAAGGAUCUGGAUGAGUUUGACCUGAAGAAAUAUUCUGCUUCAGAGGAGGCUCUUCUGAGGCUGUUGCCUGUGGUCAAAGCCUCAAAUAAAGCUCUACUGAGUGGAUGUAAUCUCUCAAAGCCAGGCUGUGAAGCUCUGACUUCAGUUCUCAGAAACCAGUCCUCUAGUCUGAUUGAGCUGGACCUGAGUAACAACGAUCUGCAGGAUUCAGGGUUAACAGAGCUGUCUGUUGGACUGGGGACACCACACUGUAAACUGGAAAUUCUAAGAUUUCUGUGAACUCAUAGUCGACACAAACACUAUAAACAAAAACCUCAAACUGUCUGCCAACAACCGGAAGGUGAUACAUGUGAGAAACGAU